AUGGCCAGGUGCAUUCAUGGUGUUAUGACAACUUCUGACGAUUCAUAUUUACUUCCGGAACCUUCUUCAGGUUCACCUUUUCAAACACGGCUACCAGUUACUACAUCAAGAAGUUGUUUUAAAAGAUUUUAUGAAAGCAUGUUUAGAUGUUGUAGAAAUAUGCUUAGGAGAAAGCGUUCUUUACAUUCACGAACUCUUCGGUUAGGAUAUGGACCAAUAUCUGGUAGUCAUUCUAAUUUUGUACCAAAUAAAUUCUUUUUCAACAAUUUAAAUUCUUUUUAA
Messenger RNA from Strongyloides ratti, 282 nucleotides. RefSeq lists its product as hypothetical. The transcript has 3 exons. The coding region runs from base 1 to 282 and encodes 93 amino acids. NCBI's taxonomy places the organism in Eukaryota, Metazoa, Nematoda, Chromadorea, Rhabditida, Strongyloididae. The record is from RefSeq and is a predicted model, not a curated record.